AUGAAGCCACCCCAAUUCGAGGGUGGUGGUCCAAUGGUUCUGGUACGAAACACUUUCCUGGACAUCGAGGACCCGCCCGACCCCGCAGGCGAGAUCGUGCGGUCGAAGACGGCUCCGCCGGGGAGCGGCGGUGCCUGGGCAGAGGACCUUGACUCCGAGGAGGAAGAGGAGGAAGAAGAGCAGGAGGCCAGCCCCUACGGCGAAGUCGCAGGCGCCUCACCGAUCUCGCCGGGCUCAGAUGACCUCAUCGAUGAGAAAGACGAUCAAAUCUGUAGAACGGUUACCCACGAAUGGCUUGAGGAGCCUGUUCAGUGGGGCUGGGUCGGUGAAGACGCAGGGCACCUCGUCCGCGACCAGGCCGGCUCCGCUCCAAGUGCUGCGCCCGCGUCUGGUGGCCCGGUGUCGGCGCCGAAUCCGGUGCCUUACCAGCCGGUGCAGGCAGCGGAGCCACAGCCGAUGCCACAGAUGCCCCAGCCGCAGAUGCCGCAAAUGCCGCAGGGUCAGCAGAUGCCACAGCAGAUGCCCCAGCAGCCGAUGCCACAGCAGCAGAUGCAGCCUCAGCAGAUGCCGCAGCAGCAGAUGCCAAUGCAGACGAUGGUUUUCAUGCCUGUCGCAAUGGCACCAGCACCCGCACCAACGGCACCAAUGAAUGGCGGUGGAGGUGCGGGACCCAGUGGGCCCGUUGCCCCCGGAGGGGGCUACGGGGCCCCACUGCCCGAGCUGCCCGUCCGCCAGCCCGAUCGGGGGGCGAGGUGGCCGGUAGCCGGGGUUGGACCCCUUCCUGUGGGCCCAAUGCCGCAGAACGCGCAAAACAGCGUCAUCGUCACCGACGGAUCGUCGGCGCCCAACUCGGCGAUGGCGGUGUCCAGCUCAGGCCGCGACUCCACGGCGCCACCCCAGCCGCAGACUCUCACCAGGGCCUUCA
Symbiodinium necroappetens is the source of this 925-nucleotide messenger RNA. The record is from the annotation of a GenBank genome assembly. Lineage: Eukaryota; Dinophyceae; Suessiales; Symbiodiniaceae.